Messenger RNA from Penicillium oxalicum, 1833 nucleotides. RefSeq lists its product as uncharacterized. NCBI's taxonomy places the organism in Eukaryota, Fungi, Ascomycota, Eurotiomycetes, Eurotiales, Aspergillaceae. The transcript has 3 exons. The record is from RefSeq and is a predicted model, not a curated record. The coding region runs from base 1 to 1833 and encodes 610 amino acids.
AUGACCGACGCUCCGCCUAUUGUCUUCAUCGCCAGGCAUGGUGCUCGCCUCGAUGCUGCUGAUAAAAAUUGGCACCUGACAUCUCCUACCCCUUAUGAUCCUCCGCUCUCGUAUGGCGGUUGGCUACAGGCGCGGGCGCUUGGACUUCGCAUCGCCAGCCUUCUGGAGUCGCCAGAGUACGCGGGCAAAGAACCAGAGUCGAUCCUUGGCCAUCCUGCUACCCUAAACAACCCAACCACAACUGAAUCCGUGUCGAUCAGAUCAGAGCUACCCCGUCGAUAUAAUUUUGUCGUCCAUACUUCCCCGUACCUACGAUGUUUGCAGACGGCGAUCGGAGUGAGUGCGGGUCUCAGCCAUCAUCAAACUACCGACAAUGCGACCCUGGAGGCAUCGUCUCUUCCCAGUAUGACUCCGUACUGCGCCACUGAGAUUGGAAGCCAUGACAGACGCCCCCUGUUGCGUGUUGAUGCAUUCCUGGGCGAGUGGUUGUCUCCGGAUUACUUUGACCAAAUCAUCCCGCCGCCCGCAUCAGAGAAGAUGAUCCACGUCGGGUCAUUUCCCUGGGGGUUGGGGCAGUCACUCCCACUCGGCGCCCCCGAGAAGGACCACGAACAUCGAAUGUCCCCACGCGGGCCUGUCCCCAGCACAAACACACAACAGCCCCAUCGACAGCGAUCGAGCACAUACAAUACCCCCUCGGCUACCGCCCUUUCUCGAGGUCGGGCUCUGGGCCGUCUGGAUACCGAUCUUCCCCCUCCGGCCCAAUCAGCAUAUGUGCCCCCAACUCCAGGGUACGCGGUUUCUCCGUCAGAUCCGAUUCCAGUGGGCUACGUCGCUCAUGCACGGGAUGCGUGUACGAGGAUUGAUUAUCAAUGGGACAGCAUGCGCACGCCAUACUGGGGCACAGGAGGUGAAUACGGCGAAGAGUGGGGUCUGAUGCACGAGCGAGUGCACGCUGGGUUUCAAAAAAUGAUUGAUUUUUAUCGCGACGGGGAAGGCCCUGGCGACCGAGGUCGGGCGCUGUCGAAUGGGUCGUCCCCCGUAGACGCUCCCGCUCAGACUGUGCUUAUCAUCAUCACACACGGAGCCGAUUGCAAUGCUUUGAUUGGGGCUCUCGCUGGACGAUCGGUUCUUCUGGAUAUUGGUACUGCGUCACUGACUAUGGCGGUCCGACGCGAUCGCCUCGACAUUGCUUCCAGUCCGUCUGCCGAGCGAAUGCCAGACUCCCCGACGAACUCUGUCUUGGCUUCGUCGUUGACUGGUCGCGAAGGCCGAUCGGUGUCACAGGAAUACUCUUUACAGCUGAUCGCAUCGAAUGACCACUUACGUGCGGGGGUGAACCCCUCUCAGCUCGGUUCGCUCACCUCCCCCUCUGCCCCUCAACCGCUGCCGCCUCCGUCGAUGUCUUCCUACCGCAAUCGUCUCAGCUCUCGCCCUUCGGCUGCUGUCCUCCAGGGCUCCUUCGUGAUCGACUCGACCCCGAAAUUUGGUUCAAAUUCGCGCAACUGGUCUCAGACCUCUCGUUCCUCUCCAAUCUCCGCCCCGCCCCGAGGCGGAGCUGGUCUUUGGGGCUCCCUCUCAGCGCCUCCGCUUGAGGUUGACGAACACGUGGAGGAAGGCUUUGUGCCGAAUUUUGGAGAUGUUGUUACACACCACGAGGGUCGUGCCAAAUCAAACAACACGGGUCCCGACAAAACCGAAGAGCCGGACUGGUCCCAGCAAAUGCCUCGGCGCACGCUCUCUCAGCGAGGAUUGUGGGGCAGUGCUCAGUCCCUGGAGGAUCGCAAUGUCGCCGCACGACGGCGAUGGACUGUGACGAAUCAAAAUCUGUAG